This is a messenger RNA of Glossina fuscipes, 1891 nucleotides long. RefSeq names its product tachykinin-like peptides receptor 86C (gene TkR86C). Lineage: Eukaryota; Metazoa; Arthropoda; Insecta; Diptera; Glossinidae. The record is from RefSeq and is a predicted model, not a curated record. Gene Ontology annotation, cellular component: plasma membrane. The transcript is spliced from 8 exons. Gene Ontology annotation, biological process: G protein-coupled receptor signaling pathway. Bases 204 to 1775 code for a protein of 523 amino acids. Gene Ontology annotation, molecular function: tachykinin receptor activity.
AAACAAAUGGUAUUUUAGCUUAAAACGAAAAACUUUUAAUGUUCUCCCGAAACAAUAGUUUGUAAAACAAUUGUUGUUGAGAAACGAAAGUAGUUUAAUGUUCCUGUGUUUUCUUCUUCUUCUUCUUCUUCUUUUUUCUCAAAUGCGUUUAUUUAAAAGAAAUUCAUCCAAGUAAAUCACUAAACCUAAAGCAAAAACAAAGAAUGUCGGAGAAUGUGGAUACAAAUCUUUUAAUAAAUUGUACGAUAUUAUCAGUUAAACGUUUUCACUUAUAUUCGCUAAUUAAUGCAAGUCGAUUACGAGAAAUAAAUCAUACGGACACCUUUAGCUUGUUGUCGCAUAUCAUUGAAAACAGGGACAAUUUAGAGAAUUUUAACGAUGCCAGAGAUUUCCUUACCGAAUGUUUAUUUCCUUCACCGACUCGACCGUAUGAAUUGCCCUGGGAACAGAAAACAAUGUGGGCCAUUGUUUUCGGUAUUAUGUUGUUGGUGGCCAUAACAGGAAAUUGCAUUGUCCUCUGGAUAGUCACAGGCCAUCGCAGUAUGCGUACAGUUACUAACUAUUUCUUAUUGAAUCUCAGCAUAGCCGAUUUGCUGAUGUCAAGUUUGAAUUGCAUUUUUAAUUUCAUUUUUAUGCUAAACUCUGACUGGCCAUUCGGUGCUUUUUACUGUACUGUUAAUAAUUUUAUGGCAAAUGUUACAGUAUCAACGUCAGUAUUUACGCUGGUAGCGAUUUCUUUUGAUCGUUACAUAGCGAUAGUGCAUCCGUUAAAACGUCGCACCUCGCGCCGUAAAGUGAGAUUCAUUUUAAUUUUAAUUUGGUUUUUUAGUGCUGCCUUGUCGUCACCAUGUCUCUUUUAUUCGAGUACCAUGACCAAAAGAUAUUACAACGGAAAAUCUCGUACAGUUUGCUAUAUGCUAUGGCCGGAUGGAAGAUAUCCCACCUCUAUGUCUGACUAUGUUUACAAUAUCAUCAUCUUAAUUAUAACCUAUGGAAUACCAAUGAUAGUUAUGUUGAUUUGUUAUACAUUGAUGGGUCGUGUCUUAUGGGGCAGCCGAUCGAUAGGCGAAACAACCGAUAGACAAUUGGAAUCAAUCAAAUCGAAACGUAAAGUUGUUCGUAUGUUUAUAGCGAUAGUUGCAAUAUUUGCAAUAUGUUGGCUGCCUUAUCAUAUGUUCUUCAUUUAUGCCUAUCACAAUAAUCGCAUGACAUCAACUAAAUAUGUGCAACAUAUGUACUUGGCAUUCUAUUGGCUGGCAAUGUCGAAUGCUAUGGUAAAUCCUGUUAUCUAUUACUGGAUGAAUAAAAGGUUUCGUUUAUAUUUCCAAAAAGCAAUUUGUUGUUUUUGUUUAAACUCGAAUAAGAUUAAAAUCGAUUCACCGCACAGUCGUAUGAUGAACUAUAAUAAAAAUAGUUCACAACGUUUUACGAAAACCGAUAAUAAAUUAUUGUGGAAACGUAGUACCAUCGAAACGCAAAUACAGGUCGUCAAUAACACAGCAGCUUCGCUGCGUGAGAAGCAUAAGCUAGAACAAAAACAGCAACGCCAGCAGCAACAUCAACAACAACAAUAUCAAUCAUCAGUCAGUCAUGGAGAUAAUAGCUCAUUUAAACGGGUAAUUAUUGAUAACACUGCAACGACCAAUAAGGCACCAACACAAUUACAAACAGAUGCACCGUUGUGUCUAACACUACAAAGCAAUGGCAAACAACAACGUGUUAAAAUCACUUAUAUAACUUGUGAUGAAGACAAUAACCCCCUAGAGGUGACAUAAAGUGUUGCCGACAUUUUAUUAAUAGCGCAAAUUAGUUCAUUAUUGUUAUUGUAGCAUAGAUUACAUGAAUAUUUCUAAACAUUAGAAGAAAGUUGCUUUGACACAAUUUGCGACAU